Molecule: messenger RNA, 3477 nt
Organism: Petromyzon marinus (sea lamprey)
Lineage: Eukaryota; Metazoa; Chordata; Hyperoartia; Petromyzontiformes; Petromyzontidae
Product: E3 ubiquitin-protein ligase PDZRN3-like
Molecular function (GO): protein binding
Source: RefSeq, a predicted model, not a curated record
GCGAGUCACGCAGCUGCAUCCUCAGGCGGCAGGGCGGACGAGAGAAGGGGGAGGGCGGGGGGGGGUGGCUGGGAGGUAAUGGUGAAGGACAGCGAUUGGAAGAAGGCAACCUGCUGCUGAGCCCUGGCUUUGCCCUUCUGACGAUCGAGUGUGCGGGAAUGCGUCCGAAAGCGCCGCUCUGACUGCGGCAGGAACAUUGUUGUCGGCGGGCGACGAGGCAACCCUAUUUAUUUAUUUAUUUAUUUACCUCCCCCCCCCUCCCGCACCCAAAGAAAAGGAAAAAAAAUAAUCUUGCUAUCCCGUUUUUUUUAAUAUAUCUUUAAUUCCAAUUUACUUAGAUGUGGAAAUAUACAUUUUCGUUGCUGCUGUUAAUGUCGUGUCUAUAGCCCUGCGCGAAGGGUCUCUCUCUAAUUGCGACACUUCAACUGAGACCAAACAUGGGAUGCAAUCUCUGCGGUUCACAGAAGCAGGAUGAAAACUAUAAUUUGCUGUAUGAAGUUUGCAAGGUGAACGGGAAGGACCUGUCUCGCAUUAGCCAUGAGGAGGCGGUGGAGGCCCUGCGCUCGGCCCGAGAGCCGAUCACCAUGCAGGUGCGGCGGAAGGCCCCCCUGCGACCCCGAGCCCACGGGGGGUCACAGGCCGCGGUCGGUGGAACGCCAACUGCGACGACGGCGGCGGCGGCGGUGGCGGCGGCGGCGGUCGGGACGACGGCUCCCUCGCCGCGAGCGGACGCCGCCACGCAGACCGAGUGCCCCCCGGUCCCAGAGGGCGGCAAGCCGAGGGAGCAAGCCACGGCCGCCGUGGCAACGGAGACCGCGCCGACCGUCCCCGCGGUGACGCCGGGACCGCGAGCCGCGCAGCCGCCCGACAGCCAAAUCCUAGCGGAGGAGUGUAACGAUGGACAGGAAUACUUAACGAGCUUGCAGCAAGAGGCAGAGAGGGCGGCAGAAGUGGAAUUUGAGGAGGUGGCUUUGUACCGGAUCUUCAGGCAAGAAAAGCUGGGUCUGACUGUGUGCUACCGCACGGACGAGGAAGAGGACUUGGGAAUUUACGUCAGCGAGAUCGACCCCAACAGCAUCGCAGCCAAGGACGGGCGCAUCAGGGAAGGCGAUCGCAUCUUGCAGAUCAACGGAGUGGACAUACAGGGGAGGGAAGAGGCAGUGGCCCUUCUGACAAAUGAGAAAAAUCGGAGGGUGUCUCUUCUCUUGGCCAGACCAGAAAUCCAGCUGGACGAGGGAUGGAUGGAGGACGAACGCAGCGAGUAUCUGGAGGACAUAAGCAUGGACGUUCUGGAAGAGCAGGACAACCAGGACUUUGAGGUCAACGCCAGCGUCCCUCAGCAGAUGAGAACCCCGGAGGACGAUGGCACCACGGACAGCGCCCACAACGGGCAGGAGAAGGACAGCGGCGUCGGCCGGACGGACGAGAGCACGCGGAACGACAACGACGAAAACGAGAGUUCCGAACCCGAGCAAGAGAUCCCUGCCGACGACGACAACCAAAACUUUGCGGUGCUGACGGACAGUUCCAAAGUCACCAGUCAAGUCGGGGAUAGAAAGGGCACCGGCGAUGCGUUGUGCGGGAACAGGACGGGCGAUAGAACAGCGCGCUCAGAUUUAAACAUUCCUGAAAUGCCUGAGCUCCUGGAUUUUAAGUGCCAAAUGACGAGUGCCAAGAGGCUCAGCCUGUACUACAGCGCCACGUCCACACUCGGAGUGGGCAAGGUGGACGCGAAGAUCCCGGGCGACACGGAAAUCGAGCUGCUCAACGAGGAGCUCAGGAACAUUGAGAUCGAAUGCCGCAACAUCAUGCAGGCCCACGGCAACAGCGCGGCCACGCACCCCCGCAACUACGGCGACCUGUGGCGGCUGCAGGACGGCGGCAACUUCCGCACGUACGGCCGCAAACGGAGCAGGUGCCUGGACGUCACGGACGCCCCCGAGAAGUCCGACAAGGACACGUCGAGCGCUUACAACACGGCGGAGAGCUGCCGCAGCAGCCCCCAGUCGCUCAAGCUCACGGCCAUCCGCUCGCUGAACCGCUCCAUCGAGAGCACGGACAGCCAGCGGUCGGACAGCGGAGCCAGCCGCGCGUCCACCAGCGUGUGCUCCUCGCAGCCCGGCAGCCGGGAGGCGAGCCCUGCCAAGGGGAAGGUUUCGACGCCGUCCAGAAAGCCGGCGGAGAGCGGCGACGUCGCGCCGGCUCAAGCCGCGGCGGCGAGCGCCGGCGCCGCCGGCAGCUGCGGCGGCGGCGGCGGCGGCGGCGGCGGCAGCGCCAAGCAGCUGUACCAGAAGCUGGGCCGGCAGCAGGGCCAGCUGCAGCUGUCGCCGUACCGCCGGGCCAACGCGCCGUCGCAGGCGCAGCACUACCAAAGCUACGUGCACCUGGUGCAGCAGGGCCACAGCCAGAUGAGCCUCCUGAGUGUGUGCAACGAGGCGUCCUUCUCCAGCCAGCAGGACUUCUCGCAGGCCGAGCCCAGGGGCGAGUGGAAGGUGAAGGUGCGCAGCGACGGUUCGCGCUACAUCACUAAGAGGCCCGUGCGAGACCGGCUCCUGAAAGAGCGAGCGAUGAAGAUCAAGGAGGAGCGCAGCGGCAUGACGACGGACGACGACGCGCUCAGCGAGAUGAAGAUGGGCCGCUACUGGUCCAAGGAGCAGCGCAAGCAGCACCUGAACCGGGCGCGCGAACAGCGGCGGCGCCGCGAGUUCAUGAUGCGCUGUCGCCUCGAGUGCCUCAACGAGAAUCCGCACGAGGGCGGCUCCAUCGCCGGCUCCGGGGGCUCGGCCGCCGGCUCCGCCUCGGCCUCCGCGUCCGGCGCCGAGAGCCGCAAGGAGGUGAGCAUCCUGGAGCUCAGCCACCGCAAGAUGAUGAAGAAGCGUGGCAAGAAGAUCUUCGACAACUGGAUGACGAUUCAGGAACUGCUGGCCCACGGCAGCCGCUCCCCGGACGGCACGCGGAUUUACAACCACUUGCUGUCCGUCACGACGGUGUGAACGUUGACUGUUCGCGAGAUGGGUCACAGCCCGCCCCACCCGAGCCUCGUCGCGCAGUUUGGCUGUCGGCUUGGGUGCAAGAGCUGUCCUUAUGACCUUUGGUGUUGUCGAGGGUUUAAUAACACUUGCCAAUUCCAGGUGGUGCCAUGGCAUCUGUAACCCGCUGCCCUGACUUUUUGUCACUGUUGAAAAACGAUACGGGAUGGAAAGCAGUUUUAACUGACGUGUAUUUGAAAUACAUUGAUGGGGUUUUUUUGGCAUUUAUGUACUGUAUAUUAUUCGGUUUGUACUCUGCGUAUCGUCGAUGACUACUCUUGGCAGUCCUUUUGCGGAACGCUCACUUGUGUGAAAACCUGCUCACGCUCACAACAACAAAAGGUAAAUGGGGCAUCGCGGUGGCGAGAUGUUAACUACCUUACCUGGUAUGAAGGAGGUGGUGGGUUCGAUCCUGACCCUUGCACCUGCUGAAUAUUUGGAGUUUGCA